Manis pentadactyla (Chinese pangolin) is the source of this 7930-nucleotide messenger RNA. Its product is annotated as putative deoxyribonuclease TATDN2. The coding region runs from base 2012 to 3445 and encodes 477 amino acids. NCBI's taxonomy places the organism in Eukaryota, Metazoa, Chordata, Mammalia, Pholidota, Manidae. Gene Ontology annotation, molecular function: hydrolase activity, acting on ester bonds. The record is from RefSeq and is a predicted model, not a curated record. The transcript has a single exon.
GUAUAAUGUGGGGGGGGCAGGGGGAGGGCUGUGCAACACAGAGAAGACAAGUAGUGACUCUAUAGCAUCUUACUACGCUGAUGGACAGAGACUGUAAUGGGGUAUGUAGGGGGGACUUUGUGAUGGGGGCAUCUAGUAAACAUAAUGUUCCUCAUGUAAUUGUAGAUUAAUGAUAUCAAAAUAAAAAUAAUAAUAAUUUUAAAAAAAAGAAAUAGUCUAUUCCCUGCUACUCAAAGUGUGAUUCUCAGACUAACAUCCUUACCAUCACCUGGAAGCUUGUUAGAAAUGCAAAAAUCUCCCAUGUCACCCCCAGAUGUUGGGCAUCUUUGAAGUCCUGCUCUGUACUGCUAUUUUGCUAAAUCAGGCUCCUGGGAGGAAGACAGUCCGAAAGUGGAUUUUUAGGUUGUAGAGCUUUCUGGAAAUCUUCAUCCCUAAAGGAACAGCAAGGAAAUAUUCAUUCAAGGAGUAAGUGUGGCUGCUGGCACAGAGACAAAAUGGACACAGCUUUGGGGAAGUUUCUGGAGUGAGAUCAAGCAACAAUUAGAACCCAGCUCAUGUUAGCCACCCAUCCAUGUCUCUGUUUUCUUUUUAAAUGAAAAUGCUCAGCUCCUUAAGCAUCUGAAACAUCUUUUUUUCUGCUCAAAAGAUGUAAAGAAGUAGAUUAGUUCACUUCAGCGCCUAUCCUAGGGAAAUUACCUUGUGUGUUUUCAUCCAUUUAUGUAUAAAGCUUUAAAAAAUAUGCCCACUUUUUCUGAUUAUAAACCCAAGUCAUUGAAAAACCUAAAAUACUACAGAAGUAUAUUAUGGAAAAAGGAGGAAGUCUCUGUCAUCACCUCCAUUCCCUCAGAGAAAACCACCGAUAAAAGUCUAGUUUUCAGGGACUUCACAUUUUUUCUUUGUGUAUAUUAACAAAUACACAAAAGUAGGGUCACAACAUAAUACUGGCUUGGUUUUUUCUUUUUUACAUUCCUUUUUUAUCCUCAAGUCUGGAAGAUCCAUCAGUUAAAAUAAUUGCUUCUUAAAUAUAUUAACUUCAGCAAAAAUAUUUAAAUCCUCUGGGUGAAACAAUGGUCAUGACACUGUUUUGAAAUUUGGUUUUUAAACAUUUGCCACGCAAGCCAGAAGGAACAGCCAGAGCAAAGAAAAGGAGGCGCAAACGCACUUAGUGUGGAGGUGGGUGCUGACUGCUUUCGAACAUGUCAGAGAAGUCUGUCAUGAACAGGACAUCAUGGUCAUGAGUGAAAUGAUUCCUGCAUUUGACUUCACGCGGGUGAGCCAAGAAUUAUGGGGCCCUGUGGUCCACAAUGGAAUGUCCUAGUUUAUAACAGGAUUGCUGGAUCAUAUACACUCACAUAAAAACUGCCUGAAGCAAGGUUUGCAGAGGAAGUAACUUUGAUGUGGGUCUUGAUGUAAUAAUGCACGUGGACGCCAGGAGGAGCAGGAGCGGUCUGGAUGCAAGAAUGCAGAGCCAGGCAGGGCAGCAGGACCCAGCCUUAGAGAGCUGAGGGAGGGGCGGGAUGCUGAGGAGGGCGGGUUCCAACAGGGCUGAAAGGCCUUUGGCUGGGCUCCCUUGAGCACUGAGCUGGGUCUGAGUUCCUCUUUAGAGGCAGUGAGCAGCUUCUUAAGGAAAGAUGACGUGAUGCAAAGGUGCUGAAGGACUGGCCAGGAAAGACUGGAGCAGAAAGCCUGGAAACAGGAAGAUUCCAUUGCAGGAAUCCCCGUGAAGUGAUAAAACUACAAAUAGACCAGUGUAGGCUGGUGGGAGGCAGAACUGAGAAGGGAUGAAUCUGAGACAUGGUGGAGAAAAGUGUGCAGGGAGACAAAGAACCCCUUUUUUUAAGCCUUUAUUUACUUCUGACUUGAACAACACAUGAGCACUGUCAAACGUUUGGAAAAUAUAGAGAAGAGUAAGAAGCAAUCUUUAUAAAUCCACCAUUCAAGAAUAACAAUUGUCGGAGCAGAGACGGAAAAGCUAGUGAUAGAGCUCAGGAAGCUUGGUCACAAGGAAGUGAUGGGACAUCAUCGUGAACAGCCACAAAGUAAUCAAAGAGAUGUCUUUUUUGAACCCUCUCUAGUCCAAAAAUUUUUAGAGGAACAUGACUCUCCCGCAGAAAUUCAAAAGCGUAAAGAAAGGAACCUGGUGACUGAGUACCCCUAUUCAGGAAGGGGCUGGUCUGCUGUGGAUGAGAGUGGCGCAGUCAGAUUCUCUCAGGCAAAGCCAGUCUCACAGAGUCUCUUGUCAGUUUCAAAGCCUCCAUCCUUCACCACUAACCAGGUCACCUACCAGUCUCAGUUUUACAGUGGUCUUUGGCAUGGCUAUGCCUGCUCCUGGACCAGCGAUCCCAUGCCUUCUCUCUAUCCCUCCAUGGGCAGCAAUGCAUUCCUGGCUAGGAAUAGUGACCAGAGCUGCCUAAGUUAUCAUAGCUCCGAUUCUACCCUGUACUCCCACAGCUGGCCCAGACCUCUGGAGACACCACAGGAAGGCCAAUCUAAGAGUUCUCAUUCACUUUACUUCAGAAGUUUGGGACCAGAGAUGGAGGAGAAGAGAAUGCCGUUCCAAGAGAUACCAUCAUAUCCUUGGAGACAACAUGCAUCCCUUUCCCUGCCACAGGUUCCCUGGGCACAAAGCUCACAGGAGGGUUUCAUUGACAGCCACUGUCACUUGGAUGUGCUCUAUUCCAAGUUGUCUUUCAAAGGGUCCUUUAGCAAGUUCAGAGAAAUUUAUAGCAGCUCCUUCCCUAAAGAAUUUCAGGGCUGCAUCUCUAAUUUCUGUGAUCCUCACUUGCUAAGCAGUGGCCUAUGGGAAGAGCUCUUGAAAGAAGAUAUGGUUUGGGGGACCUUUGGCUGCUGCCCCAAUUCUGCACGUCACUACAACCACAUCCUAGAAAGACAUAUUUUGGAAACCUUACGUUACCCCAAGGCUGUAGCGUUUCGAAAAAUGGGCUUGGAUUAUUCUCACAGGUGCACCACAUCUGCCCCACAGCAGCACAGGGUAUUUGCGAGACAGCUGCAGCUGGCUGUAUGUCUAAAGAAACCCUUGUUAAUUUAUUGCCAAGAAGCUGACAAAGAUGUGCUGUACUUCCUGAAAAUGUACGUGCCCCCUGACUACAAGAUCCAUUGGCAUUGUUUCAUUGGCAGUUAUGCAACCAUCGAGCCCUUUCUGAAGUAUUUUCCCAACUUGUUUGUGGGCUUCACAGGAGUCCUGACUUACGUUUCUGCUGAGGAGCUCCGAGAAGCUCUGAAAGAGAUUCCUUUGGAGAGAAUCCUCGUGGAAACUAGUGCUCCCUACUUCCUCCCUCAUGUGGUUCCCAAAAGACUUAUCCAACGUUCCCACCCAGGCCUGGCCCUGUAUACAGUUCACGAGAUUGCCAGAGUCAAAGGUCAGUCACUCUCCCACACUUUGACCACCUUGCGUGGGAACACUUACCGCAUCUACAAUGUUUAAUCAGAGACUGCACAGUCAGGAGUCUUUCAGAAAAGAGAGACAAGUGGCCUGACAGCAUAGACUUGGUUUGAACUUUGCCUGUGUGUCCCAAGUCGAGGGUGUGUUCAGCUAACCCACUGGAACAGAAUUAGCCAGGGCAGAAUGUCUUCCUCAAAACCUCUUAAAAGGACUUCUGCUUCUAACUGGCAGGAUGGGGUGCAAUGGGAUGGGAGGAGGUGAGGGGUGAGUACUACCCUUGAGGUUAUCAGGGUUUCUCCUCCCAGCCAAAUUGUGCCAGGGUAGCCAGUAAAGAAAAAGAGUUCCAUAGAGUACAAGUUUGCUAAUGUAAAUCCCUCUCCUCUGCAGCCUGUGUUUUUGAGCAGUUGGUAGAUAAAGCCAACCUCCUACCUUGUCGUGAGGGGGGAAAAAAGAAAGCAAGCAGGGAAUGUUGAAUUUUAAGUGAGCUAGGUGAUUUGUUCUGUUUAUUGCUAAAAUCUACUUGUUAGAGGAAUUCUAUAAUCCAUAUAGUUUGUUAGAGUCAUAAAUUCAGUGACUGUUUGAAUUGCAAUUUCUUAUUUCUAAAGAUAGAUCACUAGCAUUUCAUCUAAAAGGCCAUAGAUUUAAAUAAAAAGUAGUUAACAGUCAUAAUGUGCCAGAGCACUGUAGAAGAACUUGAGUGAUGGAAGCCAAAUUGGUUGACCCUUAGAAUACCACUGAGGAGAUGAGUUUUGAACUGAACUCCCAAUGGUGGUAUAAUUCCAGAGCUCCUCAGAUAACCAAUAUAUCAACAGUUCAUUCAAAUUGCUCUGACUCAACAAGGCCCAAAUGUAUACCACUCUGAAAUAUUGUUCUCCAGAAGGACAGAAACAGAAAAGAGCUUCAGCUGUUCACUUGGCAAACAGUCGUCAACCUUGAGAAAUAACAAUGAACCUGUAUUUUAAGAGAAAUAUUUGAGUUUUGAAAUUUAACUUUGCCAGCCAAAGCAGUUACACCUAAAUCCAGAGUGCCAAUCUAUUUAUGUAAGUCAUUGUGCUUUCAGGCUAUUCAUUCCAUUCAAGUGAAUCGGUCAUUAAGAAAAACAAAAAUAGCCUAUUUUUGCACCUUUAACUGUUUUUCCAGCUUCUACAAGUAAUUUUCCACCCAAAAGUGAUGAGCUGUCCCUAUUUGUCAAUGAGAUUCAACAGAUACAGCCAGGAUAUCUAAUUUACUAACCAAGACCUAACAGGGAAAUUCCAUGGGAAUCUGUGAUGACUUUCUAGAAACAAUAGUUAAAAUAACUUCAUCCCACUUAGUUCACAUGUAGCCUUUGGGAGUGGUAGUGAGGAGGAUGGGACUGGAAGGGGAGAAAUGAGGGACCCUAAUUCCAAAAUGAAUACAUAUAUGUGUACACAAAAUGAGGACCUACCGUUAUAGAAAAUACAAUUCAUCGUGAUGUCUGUCCCAUGACCCUGCUCUACAUCAGUAUCAAUUUAUUCACAGUACUUUGAACUUGGCCUUACAGGUAAACACAUGGCUGCAGAUAUUGCAGACUUGCUACUCAUAAGCCAUUUACAGCCCCUUCUGCCUUGCCACCUUCUCCUAAAGAGACUAGAAUGCUAAAUUACUCACUGGUUCAGCCUCUCAGCCAGGAUGGCCAGAUGAGAGGUGACUCUGGUGAUCAGUGACAUGUAUGUCAAGUCUUUUUUUAAAAAGGAGAGAAAAGAGAAAACUGAGAGGAGAAAGCUUUCACGCUCGUUCUUGCUUCAUGCCUGAAAUCUGAGCUAGUGGGGGUGGGAAGAUGGAAGGAGGCAGGAUUCCAGGAAGACAUCCUAUUGAACAGGCUACCUCCUGAUAGGUUAGCUGGUAAAAAUAUGCCACAAUGCAUUUUUCAACCACUUUGUCAGGUUUUCUUUUAAGACACCUCCCCCCAUAACAAAGGUGUUUAGAUACUGAAUGAAAACAAAAAACUUUAAGUAAACAUUUAAUAAGUGAUUCAAUUAAUUUUCAAAUUUUGCCAAUACACAGGAUUCAAACUCAGAUUGCUUAGGCAAAUAUUUUUAUAUGUAUUUACUGCAUAGUAAAGUAUUUGUUGCAUAUAUUGGUAGGAAUAAAAGCAAUCAGAAAAUAAAGGAUUAGUUAAUAAAAGUAAGAGAUAGUAAUAUCAUCGAGGAAAUAUUUUGGAUUCCACAAAAAUCAUUUGAGCUACUUUAAUAAGAAAACUAAAGUGAUCUUUGCUUUUGCCAAUUGAUUGGGUGAGGAACAGUAUCUACCAGAACAGCUUCUCAGAUGUCUUCCUGUAUUUCUUAAAGAUUGUUUUGUUGAAUUUUGUUUUCACCUUUUCAUUGUGUUGGCAUUACAAAUGAACCAUAUAUAAGUAUAUUUGUAAUCCAUAUGUUAUUCAAGCUUAUAUGUUAAAUAUGAAAGUUUUACAUCAAUGUCAAUUAGUUAUGCACACUUUUGAAAUGGAAGUAACAUGAUAUACUGGUUAAGAAUAAAUCAGUGAAUGGUUAAAAAAAAAAGGAAUAACAAUUGUGAGCAUUCUGAAUACUGUUUGAGGAUGAGAGGAAAAUGGGCUCCACAUUUUUAACAGGAUGAGGCAAAUAAUUUAUCCUCCAGCUGACAGUUGUAUCCAGUCAGCUUCCUAGCAAACUGAGUGAGUCCUCUGCUGUGGACAGAGCUUCUAAAUAUGUUUCUACUGUUCAUCCAUCCUAAACUUACAACCUGGUGCUCUGCUAGUGAUUUUAAUUAACCUUAUCUUGAGAAGGUGCCCAGUUUGAUGGAUGCUUUACUUUCCAAUCCCAGAUAUUAGGGCUGGCUCCACCAUAGCUGUGGAAUUUUUUCCCUACAGGUGAGCUGGCUGUGGCAUUCUCCUAAAAUCUUGAAACUCACAUAUUUUCUUCUCUUAGUUCAACCUCUUACCAUUCCAGCCUUCUCAUCUGGACUUCUGGAUGCUAAAUUCCUCCAGUUUUUCCUGUCCUUCUGCUUUCUUGGGUGCCAAGGUGGGUUAUCAUCUCUUACUAUUAUGCUCUGACUGCCUUUUAUCCUGACCCUUCCUUUUACCUACCUGGCAAAACUGAAAACUCAGAUGACUGUUCCUCUUCAUCCUCCCUGUUACACUUAUGUGGACUGGCACUGUUGGAAGACAAGGUGGAGGAUACAAACUGGAGCCACAACAGAUGUUCGGCAAGGCCUUCACUGCCAGCCACCAGUGUUUUCCCUUGGUCUCCUGCCCCCAUUAAUAAUGACAAAUGACAUCCUUACCCUUAUUCCAUCCUUUUUCCUCCAGUCUCAGGAGAUGAAUGGAUUCCCUCCUUGUCAUCAAGUCUAACUUCCCCACUUCUGCCAGGUGACUCAGCCCCUCAACCCACUGUCUUUAAAAAAAACUGCUCCAUUAACCACCAUCUUUCUAUAUUUUCAACUUCUCACUCCCUACUGACGAAUACAACUGUUUCAUCAGCCUAUUCCUAAUCCUGUAUUCCCUCACAGUUAUCAUCCAGUUGUCCUCUCCUUCAGAGCCAAACAUUUGUUUAGGGACUACUUCAUACACACUGAAACAGUGCAGAGAAUCACAUAACAGAAGAUUUAACAAAUGUCAACAUUUUGCCAUAUUGACUCAGGUUUUUUCUUUAUUGAUAUAAAAUGCCACAGGAAAAAACUGGAAAGAUUUGUCUGCACAGCUAUUUCUACUUCCACCCCUCCACUCACUUCUCAAUCCACUGUAAUGUGGAUUCUGCCUCCACCACUGUACUGAAAUCAUUCAUGACUUUCACUUAAAAAGCAGGGCUCUGCCAGUGUUCAAUCUCCAGACCACUGCCUUUUGAAAACAAUGCUAUCAGUGCUUUUCAAACUGCUGAGGUUGUCAAAAAAGAUAAAAUACAAUGUGCAGGUUGUUCCAUGAAUCUUUUAUUUCAAUGGGUAUACUUGGUCACAUUGCAAAAUGUACUUCUUAUGUGAGUUGUGGUGUAAACAUUUGAAAGACGUUCUAAAUUAGAGAUCUUCAAAGUUUUGUUUGCAUGAGUUUAUAAUGGCAAGUUUAAUUAGCUGCAGAGAAUUUCAGGUAGAUUGUAAAAUUAUCAUUGCUAAGUAAACCUAAAAUAUAUUUUCACUGUGGUAAUUUUAUACCUGUCAUCAUCCAUUAAAAAAAUACAGCUUCUAGAAGACACAUUGCUUCCUACCUCUUGCGCCUGGCUAUUCCAUCCCUGUCCCCACCCCGGCCCUCACUGCGCAGCUGCGGCUCUGAAUUCAGAGUCCAGGCUCCCACCUCUACAGGUUACUUGGAAAUGUGCUCAAACUGGAAGGUGAGCGGAACACCGAGUGCUCCUCUUUCUGGAAGACGUUUCCCACACUUAAAGGUGAGGGACGUUUGCAAUGCAAACUACAGUGUUUAAAGGCUGAAGGCGCCUCCUCUGGACGGGAAUUUCCAAUUUUAUCUACGAAAACGCGCAACUGACACCUUGAAAAGAAGAGACUCCUAGAGGAAAUCCAAGUGGUAAUCGCUCCUCCUCAGCCCUCACCAGGAUCUCCCUG